Pectinophora gossypiella (pink bollworm) is the source of this 495-nucleotide messenger RNA. Its product is annotated as thioredoxin domain-containing protein 12-like. The coding region runs from base 1 to 495 and encodes 164 amino acids. The transcript is spliced from 2 exons. Gene Ontology annotation, cellular component: endoplasmic reticulum. The record is from RefSeq and is a predicted model, not a curated record. Lineage: Eukaryota; Metazoa; Arthropoda; Insecta; Lepidoptera; Gelechiidae.
AUGGUCGUUGGUAGCUUGGCAAAGUCACUUUUUAGGUUGAUUGUCGAUACAGUUUACUGUGCCCCAUCGAAUGAUAGUGGCCGCGACAAUGGUUUUGGCAGCCACUAUGUAUGGGCGGGGUCUCUAGAAUCAGGUAUCCAGAUUGCGUCGAACCACAAGAAGCCUGUGAUGGUAAUAAUCCACAAGUCUUGGUGCAGAGCUUGCAAAAAUUUGAAGCCGAAAUUCGCGAGCUCACCCGAGAUCCAGCAAUUGAGUAAACACUUUGUGAUGGUCAAUUUGGUGGACGAUGAGGAGCCCAAGAGCAGUAGCUAUGCUCCCGAUGGAUCAUACAUACCCAGAAUCUUAUUCAUUUCUCCCAACGGCAGAAUAGAUGGUGAAAUAGUAAACGAAGAAGGCAGCACCCAGCAUAAAUAUUUCUACAGUAAACCAGAGCAGAUCGCCAGAUCCAUGAAAAAAGUUCUCGACAAAUACAAACAUGAACGGUUUGAUGUAUGA